AUGAAGGAAAGGCCAGCCUUCAGAGCAAUGUCCGUGUGGAUAUUAAAGGGGGAUGUUAAGCACACCACUCGGUCCUGGAUCCCAGGCACUGGGCCCAGGGCCAGAACAGCUACUAACCUUUCCUUCCUCUCUCCCCGGCACCAGAGAGGUGGAGAAGAACGAGUGCUUGAGAAGGAAGAGGAGGAAGAAGAUGAUGAAGACGAAGAUGAGGAGGACGAUGUGUCUGAGGGCUCGGAGGUGCCUGAGGGUGACCGUCCAGCAGGUGCCCAGCACCACCAGCUUAAUGGCGAGCGAGGCCCUCAGAGUGCCAAGGAGAGGGUCAAGGAGUGGACUCCCUGUGGACCCCACCAGGGCCAGGAUGAAAGCCGGGGGCCAGCAGCAGGCAGUGGCACCCGCCAAGUGUUCUCCAUGGCAGCCAUGAAUAAGGAAGGGGGUUCAGCCUCUGCUGCCACUGGGCCAGAUUCCCCAUCCCCUGUGCCUUUGCCCCCAGGAAAACCAGCCCUGCCGGGGGCUGAUGGAACCCCCUUUGGCUGUCCUUCUGGGCGCAAAGAGAAGCCGGCUGACCCGGUGGAGUGGACGGUGAUGGAUGUGGUUGAAUACUUCACCGAGGCCGGCUUCCCGGAGCAGGCAACAGCUUUCCAAGAGCAGGAAAUCGAUGGCAAGUCUUUGCUGCUCAUGCAGCGCACAGACGUGCUGACCGGCCUGUCCAUCCGCCUGGGCCCGGCCCUGAAGAUCUACGAGCACCACAUCAAGGUGCUGCAGCAAGGCCACUUUGAGGAUGACGACCCCGAUGGCUUUCUAGGCUGAGCACCCAGCCUCCCCCUUGCCCCCACCCAUUCCAGCCCCCAUCUCACCCAAGACCCCCAGAGUCCAGGAGCUGGAUGGGGACACUCUCAGCCCUCGUAACAGAUUCCAGUGAGGGGGCAUUCCUCCCUACUCAUCUCUUCCCUGUGUUUCCCCAGCAUACACACACUUGGCCCCCAGCACAUCCUGUACUCCAUGAUAGGGGAGUGUGGGGCGGGACAGGGCCUGCUCAUUUCACCCCAGGAGGCCAGCCCUCCCCCCAAGUCUAGGACAUUUUUGAAAAAAUAAAAAUAAAAAAAUAAAAAAACACAAUGGGGGCUUCCUGUCUCCCCUAGAUCCUUCUCAGUUCAGCCAGAUAUUUCCUAUAUAAAUGUUUUGAUCUGCCUGUUCAUUUUGGUGGGUGGCCUUUCUUCUCUCCCCCACCACCCAUGCUCCAUCCUAGUCUGCCCCUGGGAACAGCUGGGGUGGGGUCCCUGGGUCUUCCCUAACCCUCUCCUUUCUUUCUGUUGGUUGUCGCUCCAGCUGGCUGUAUUGCUUUUUAAUAUUGCACCGAAGGUUUUUUAAAUAAAGUUUUAAAGAAAAAA
Ailuropoda melanoleuca (giant panda) is the source of this 1388-nucleotide messenger RNA. It is a transcript of the gene SAMD1, whose product is annotated as sterile alpha motif domain containing 1. Bases 1 to 807 code for a protein of 268 amino acids. Lineage: Eukaryota; Metazoa; Chordata; Mammalia; Carnivora; Ursidae. The transcript is spliced from 5 exons. The record is from RefSeq and is a predicted model, not a curated record. Gene Ontology annotation, molecular function: protein binding.